Molecule: messenger RNA, 2503 nt
Organism: Panonychus citri (citrus red mite)
Lineage: Eukaryota; Metazoa; Arthropoda; Arachnida; Trombidiformes; Tetranychidae
Product: RNA cytosine-C(5)-methyltransferase NSUN2-like
Exons: 3
Coding region: 160-2379 (739 amino acids)
Biological process (GO): tRNA methylation
Cellular component (GO): nucleus; cytoplasm
Molecular function (GO): tRNA (cytidine-N5)-methyltransferase activity; tRNA binding
Source: RefSeq, a predicted model, not a curated record
AUUUUUAAAUUUCAACUUGUUUUGGAUUCGUGAUUGUUAGUCAAAUUUUGUUUCUCUUUGAUUGUUUUAAUUUAUUUCGAGUUUUAUUUUGAUAAGGAGUUUUGUUAAAUUAUCUGUUCUCUUUUCUUAAUCGUGAGUUUUGAAUCGUUAGAGGUAAUAAUGGGUCGACGGUUUAGUAAUAAAAGAGGAAAAGGUAAAAACAAGGAACGGAAAAGUGGCCGAGCUCCAAGAAGACCUGGAAAACCAGUGAAUUAUGCCGACAUAGUUAAAGAAAAUGAUACUUAUGUUGAAUAUUAUAAAGCUCAGAAAAUUGUUCCACCAGAGGAAUGGGAAGAUUUUAUGUUUGCCAUAAGAGAUGAAUUACCGGCCGCUUUUCGUAUAAACCGAUGUUGCAUGGGACAAACAUUAAAACUACGAGAUAUGAUUAAUAAUAAUGAUAAUUUUAGUGCAAUCGUUAACCCUGAUGGUAAAAAAGUGUCCGCCAUUGCUGCUCUUCCUUGGGAUAAAGAGGGUCUAUCAUUUCAAUUCAAUUAUUCUCGGGUUGAGAUAAGAAAAUCUGAAGCUCUACAGCGAUUACACUCUUUUCUUGUCUCAGAAUCGGAAAAUGGUUAUAUCAGCCGACAAGAAGCAGUCUCCAUGAUUCCACCUUUACUAUUGGAUAUUCAGCCUCACCAUAAAGUUUUGGACACUUGUGCCGCUCCAGGAUCAAAAACAGCUCAAAUCAUUGAGAUGUUAGAUGUUAAUCUAGAAUCCAAGCAACAACAAACUGAUCCAAACUCAUUACCCAUAAGCACUGGUAUGGUGGUGGCAAAUGAUGUUGACAAUAAAAGGUGUUACAUGUUAGUUCAUCAAGCGAAACGAUUACAUUCACCUUGUUUCAUUAUCUGUAAUCAUGAUGCCGGUGGAAUGCCCAAUUUUUUCACUCAAUCAAAUGGAACCAGAACUAAGCUUAAAUUUGAUCGAGUCCUUUGUGAUGCUCCUUGUACGGGUGAUGGAACCAUUAGGAAAAAUAUCGACGUUUGGACAAAAUGGACCAUUUCAAAUGGUAACAAUUUUCACAACAUUCAACUACGAAUUGGUCGACGAUCUCUUGAAAUGUUGGCCAAAGACGGAAUGAUGGUUUAUUCAACCUGUAGUCUAAAUCCAGUUGAAGAUGAAGCUGUUGUCGCUUCACUGUUAACACAAAGUCAGGGUACAGUUGAGCUUGUUGAUGUUUCUAAUCGUUUACCUGGACUUAAAUAUCUUCCUGGUCUCGAAACAUGGGUAGUGAUGCAAAAAGAAUCUAAAAUUGUCAAUUCAUUUGCUGAAGUUGAGGAAAACUUGAGAACUCAAAUUCGUGAGUCAAUGUUUCCUCCAGCAAACGCCAAGGAUCUUAACCUCAAUCGGUGUCUUCGUAUUUUACCUCAUUACCAGAAUACUGGAGGAUUUUUUGUUGCAGUUUUACGUAAAAAAGUUGAUUAUCUUCCCUGGGAGAAGCCAAAAGAUUUGACCUCAAAUAGUGACACUGAAAAUGUUAAAACGGAAGAAUCGAUAACAGAGGAAGCGGAACCACCUAAACCUGACCAUCCAAACAAGAGACCACGACGAUCGCUUGGUUUCAAAGAAGAUCCUUUCUUUUUCCUGACCCCUGAAAACGAGGAAUGGAUUGAGAUUAAAAAAUUCUUCAAAAUCUCAGAUGAUUUUCCAGUUAAUCAACUGGUUGUUCGAUCAUUAGGAGCCAAAAGAAACAUUUACUUCGUUACAUCUUCUGCUCGUGAUAUUAUAACCAACAACGAAACUAACGUAAAGUUCAUUAACGCUGGUGUCCGUCUAUUUUCACGAGCCGAUGACAAAGUUUGCGAUGUCGGGUAUCGGAUAACUCAAGAGGGAUUAGCGUCACUUUAUCCUUACCUAGAUAAAGAUAAUAUGGUUCCGUUAACAGCAAGCGAAAUGGCACUUCUGAUGAGCCAAGAGAUGACAACUCAUGAAGAAUUGGAAAAAGUUACUCAGGAAAAACUUUCCACAUUACCAAGUGGUUGUAUAGUUGCCAUUUAUCGUGAACAAUUAAAUUCAAAAUCACCGAGUGGUGAGAUAAUUAACGAGGAGAUGGUUAUACCUUUAUGUAUUUGGAAAGGUAAAACUACUGUUCGUCCUUUUGUCUCGAAAACUGAACGGAUUCAUUUUCUCCGUAUUUGUGGUGGUGACACAAAGGAAUUGGAAGCAAGUGAACUGAAAAGAUUCCAAGAGAAACAGGAAAGAAAACAGGCCAGAAUUGAUGAGAGAAAUCAACAAUUACUCAAAGAAGAAGAAGAAUCGCAAUCAUCAACAAUUAAAGAAGAAACAAUUGAAGAGAUGAAUUUACAAAUCAAUCAACCUGAAAUUGUUCAAGAGACAAAUUGAAACAAUUUACAAUCGUUUCAAUAUUUUAAUUACAAAGAUGAAACAAUGACCAGUUAAUCAAAAUGAAGUGACCAUUAUCCUAAUCUAAAUCUAUUUUUGAUUAAAUUAUGUUUUUAUCAAACAA